Molecule: messenger RNA, 1658 nt
Organism: Glossina fuscipes
Lineage: Eukaryota; Metazoa; Arthropoda; Insecta; Diptera; Glossinidae
Product: protein PFC0760c
Exons: 2
Coding region: 148-1653 (501 amino acids)
Source: RefSeq, a predicted model, not a curated record
AUUACAUUCGAAAGGAAAUUUACUUUGUGCUUUCCAUAGAUUGAUGUGUAACAAAGAAACAAUUUGAAGCAUACUUUUAGGUCAUUUUAAUUUGAGGCGACGUUUGGCGGUUAGAUUGUGUAAACAGAAUUUCCAAAUAUAGAUGUAAUGGCAAAUAUCGACGAAACAGAACGUGAAUCAGAUGAUGAUUCCGAGAUUUAUUUUUUGAAACCAGUUAACGAAUACAAUAUCGUGGAGAAAAUUAAAGAAGCAAACAAGGAACUAUUUGCACAUGAGAAUCUUGCAUUGGCGAAUGGCGAAGAGAAUAAUGAAAAUGUUAUCAACAAUUUGGCCAUAAAUCGUAAGGUGAGCUUCGCGGCCAAUUUAGAAGAAUAUGAACCGCAAGACGGAACAAUUAGUACGGAGCAACUUUUAGAUAAAUUAAUCGAGGAAUCGAAUGAAAACAAUUGUCUUAGCAAAUUAGAAGUUAUUGUAGAAGAAUCUCACCAAGAAGAAGAACUGACAGACGAAUCAAUUCCAACGAUAGAUAGCAUAACUCAAUCUGUCGAAUUAACCGAAAAUCUUAUCGAGAUUUUCGAUGAGACUACUAAAGAAUUAAAAAAAUCCCCUGAGGAUGUUAUAGUUGAUGAAAUUUGUGAAGAAAUCAUUGUCAUGGAUAUAGAAAACGAUAACAACUCGGAGCAAAGCGAAACUACACCACGACCCAAAAGUUCGUCGUCAUUUCAAAAGAAGAUUUUAAAACAAAUCACUUUCGAUUGCGAUGACAACGAAUUCGAUAACGAAAGUCUAACGAAUCUUUUAAUAUCGAACGAUAUCGACGAUAGAGACAAUGUAGAUAAUAAUGAUAAUGACGAUUAUAAUUGUAAUGAGUCAGUUUGCGAGGAGGAAAGCGAAGAUGAUGAAUUUGUAAAACCGAAUCCUCAAACUAAUAACAGUUCAGAGAAAUUUUUUAUGCAAAAUAUUAACGAUAAUAACGACGAGAACGAUGAGAACGAUGACGAUGACGAUCAACUUUCUAUAAUUGUAGCUUCUUAUAUACCUGAUAGCUAUAACAAUUGUGAUCAGACUUCAUUGACCACAACUGAGUGUUCUUUACAGCAAACCCAUAAUAAUGGGCAAAAUAAAUUAUCAUUUGGUAGACAUUUCCCGUUUCGGCGUACAACGAACACUUCUCCAAUUCGUACGUCGAAGCACAAAUCAAGUAAGCAUAUUAAACCGCCACCCGAAGUCACUGACUUAAAACUCCAUUAUAAAGUAUGCUGCGAAUAUAAACACACUCAGCAGAGAUUACCUAAGUACACCGGCUAUCUCUCCGAAUACGGUUUGUCACGUGAGCAGCUAAUAGAACGUGAGCGUAAAUUGCAACAUAAACAUCGUUCGCUCUUGCAGCAAACAUUAAAAACCACUGAAGCGGAAGUUCGCAAAAUGCAUGAGAAUGAGCGAGCAUUCGUAAAAUGGCUGAAAAAUAAGAUGCGUUUCCCCAUCAAUAGAACGCGAAAUAUGUUCGAUGUUAAGCGUCCAUUUGGCGGCAUCAAAAAGAUUAACAAUGUUAAUGGCAAUGAUGAAAUUAACGCGAAUGGAUCGCUAAUAAAUCAACAUAAACUCAUAAGGAAGCGUCAUAGUGCCAGCGGCUCGAAAAUUAAUGAAAACUGAAACCA